This is a messenger RNA of Portunus trituberculatus (swimming crab), 2730 nucleotides long. RefSeq names its product organic cation transporter protein-like. The record is from RefSeq and is a predicted model, not a curated record. Gene Ontology annotation, biological process: transmembrane transport. Gene Ontology annotation, molecular function: transmembrane transporter activity. Lineage: Eukaryota; Metazoa; Arthropoda; Malacostraca; Decapoda; Portunidae. The transcript is spliced from 12 exons. The coding region runs from base 1097 to 2626 and encodes 509 amino acids.
CAGAAAGCGAAGUGCCGGCGUGUUUGUUUGGUUCUGCGGAAGGUUUUAGGGCUCGUUGUGUUCCCCCUAACCCCCAGCAGUGCAGCCCGUCAGGAUACAGCGUGAGGCCCAGCCCCUCUUGAACAGACGCCCCUCACAUGCUGGUUGCUGGCCCCGUCCCGCCCUCCCUCCGUCUGUCAGUGGCGGAAGUUGCAACUCGUAUAGGAAGUAACCCGAUGAGUGAGUACUGUCUCCUGGCGGUGCUAUUUCGUCCCCACGCCCUUCACACUUCCACUGCCCGCUGCAGGAGCUGACAGGGGAAGGCCAGAGGAUGUUUUGGUGUGUUUCGAUAAGCUAGAAUAGUGUAUGGGAGGAAUUAAGGCAAAAUAUUGAAGUGCGGCUAAGUGGCAACUGCGGGGGUCGAGGUACCGUGUGUUAGCAGCGAGGACUGAGCUGGUUGUGCACUGUUCCUUGCCUUCCUCACAGCGCCUCCCUCCGGCCCUCCCCAAAAGUGCUCAUAUUCCAGUGCUGGUGUCAUGCUCACGUCUUAGCGAGGCACUCACCACUCGCUCAUCACCAGCUCACCACCGCCUCACUCUCCCCACCAAGUGACACACGCGUCGAGAGGAAGAAAACGUGUUAGAAAUCGGAUGUGUCUUCGUGUGUGUUUAGUGUGUGUGUCUCUGGGUUCUGGUCGAGGUGCGGGACGAGUGUUGUGAGUUGCAAGAGAGGGUAGGAGUGAAGGGAGGCACCACCAUGACGGAGAGCUGCUGUAGCCCAUCCCGGUGAGCACAGGCCGGCAGGUGGCAAGGUGAAGGUGAAGGUGCCGCAGGGAGGUGGGUGGCUGGGACGACAUUCAAAGAGUUACAAUCACCAUCCUGUCACAUCUGGAGCGCCGCCCACACCUCACAGCCUCGCCAGCCACUACAGCGCGAGGCUCCUGAGGGCGUCGGCCAAGGAACACAGACGCCCUUUGUAAUUCUACUCGGAAACUUCAGCAUCUACUUCAUCGUCUCCGUCAUCGCCUUCUUCAUCGUUUCCGUCAUCGCCUUCUUCAUCGUCUCCGUCAUCAUCAUCUUCGUCAUCGCCUUCUUCAUCGCCUACGACAGCCACCGCCAUGAACUCGCCGCGUGGCCUGGACGGGGUGCUGGCGUACUUGGGCAACCCGCACCCCAGCGUCACGGUCCAGCUCCUCUUCACAGCCGGCUUGGCUGUGCUGGGCCUGGGUUCUCCUGAGGUGUUCAUGAUGCUGCCGGUGCCCCUGUACAGCUGCUGGUUCACCUUCGGGGUCAACGAUGAGUGGUGUUAUGGAGAAGAGCUGAUGCCGCCCACGACUGAUGAUGACUACAGAUCGGUGCUGGCGUGUUCCGAGCGAAGGUGGCAGCCGUUCGCGUUCCCCGGGGCGGUGCUGGCGGGGUUGCGGGUGGUGGUGGUGUUGGUGGCGGGCCUCUUCAUGGACGUGCUGGGCCGCCGCCGCUCUGUCGUAGCUUGGAUGGGACUGUACUUCGUGGUGGCCUUCUCCCGCUCCUUCUCCCCCAACGAUGAGGCGGUGGUGCUGUGUGUCACGCUGGAGGGCGCCGCCUCGCAGGCUGUCACCCUGGCGCUGCUGCUGCUGGCCGCUGAGGGCAGUACACAAGGGGAGUGCGUGCGGUCCGUGUGCCUGGUGAUCCUGGGGCACGCGGUGGGCAUCGGGGCAGGGGCGCCUCUCGUCCAUUACUUCGUUGAGGGGGACGUGUACCGCCAGAUGGUCCGCAGCCUGCCAGCCCUGGUCUUUGUGCCCUUCAUCAUGGCCUUGCCGGAGAGUGCGCGGUGGGCGGUGUGUCGCGGCCGCACCCACGACGCCACGCUCAUCCUCAAGCGGUCACACCACAUGACCUUCGACCCAACCAUGAAGCAGAAGCUGGCCACCCUGCAUGAGGAGCAUAAGGAGUCCAUGGACCACUACGGCUGCCGCGGCCACGCCCUGAGGGAGAGCGUGGUGCCCCUGGUGAGGUCUGGGCGCCUGCUGCUCUCCGCCAUCGUGUUCAUGCUGUGCGGUCUGGCCUACGGGUGUGCCGCCAGCGCUCGCCACCUCUUCGACAACGUGCCCUUCAUGAGCUACGAGGACAGACAAGUGACAUUUGCGGCCUUUGAGUUCAUCUUCCUGCUGGUGAUGGGUCUGACGGUGACUCGGCGCGGCGUGAAGUGGGUGCUGGUGGGCCUCAUGUCAGCGCUCUCCAUAGCGCUGCUCCUCACACGCGUCCUUGAUAAGACCGGGGUCCUGAGAAGCUGCGGCGCCUACGUGUUCAUCUCUGCCCUGGGUCACGGGUGCGUGGUGCUGGCGGGCGUGUGGCUAACCAUGUCUGUGAUCCGCCUCACGCCCACACACUCCCGAGGUUUCGUGCUGGGCGCCACCUACUCCAUGGCCACGCUGGGACAGAUCUUCCCUUACUUCGAUGUAGUGGGCGCCUUUCUCUGGUCGGGAUCUUACCUUGACGUGUUCGCGGAGAUCGGACUGUGGGCCAUCGUGACCUUCGUGGCGGGCCUCCUCACGCUGCUGCUGCCCAAGACCCCGCCCAGCCUGCCAGACACCCUCAGGCACCUCUACAACAACGUGCAAAAUGAGAAACCUGAUCCAGAGGAAGAAAACGAGAACACCCGCCUUUGAUGUCACCACCACCACCACCACCACCACCAACAACAACAACAACAACAACAGCAGCAGCAGCAAGAACAAAAACAACAACAACAAUACUACUACCAUAAGAACUC